Molecule: messenger RNA, 1455 nt
Organism: Alternaria burnsii
Lineage: Eukaryota; Fungi; Ascomycota; Dothideomycetes; Pleosporales; Pleosporaceae
Exons: 2
Coding region: 1-1455 (484 amino acids)
Source: RefSeq, a predicted model, not a curated record
AUGCCACGUCGGAUCCGCCUCGUCAAUACGAAGAACAGGGAAGGGCGAUAUGCGUGUCUGAGCCACUGUUGGGGCGACAAGCAGCCUUUACGGACGACUCUAAAGCCAGACACCCUCUCGGUUCAUCAGGAGAACAUUCGAGAAGAAGAUCUGCCGAAGACAUUCCGGGAUGCGAUCACAGUCAUCUUGGCGAUUGGGAUUCAGUACAUUUGGAUAGAUUCGUUAUGUAUUAUCCAAGACGAUGAAAAGGACUGGCAGACCCAAUCUGCAAAGAUGGCCGCCAUCUACUCCAACUCCACUAUAACUAUCGCAGCUACAGAAGCUUCAAACUCAGAGGAGGGUCUCUUUCGUGAUACUCCUGAGGCGCACAUAAGCCAAUCACUCUCCAGCUCUUGUCACAUUUAUGCUAGAAAGCCAGUUGAUCACAGAAUAAGUGAAUCGCCGCUCCUUAAGCGAGGUUGGGUCUUUCAGGAACGCGUCCUAAGUCCUCGAAUACUUCACUUCGCUGAGACUGAGCUGAUAUGGGAAUGUAUGCAACAUCAGCGCUGCGAAUGUGGGUUUCUUGACUGGCGUCAUCAAUGCCAGCCAGCGGUAUGGGAGCUGUUCCUAGCACCCAAAAAUUAUUACCAUUCAGCUGAAUGGCGCUUGCUCAGGGGUAAACUAUCAGGAGCAGAUAAUCCAUGGACAAUUGCCGCCUUCGAGUUCGCGAGUCUACAGCUUUCAAAACCAAACGACAUCUUCCCAGCAAUCUCAGGUAUCGCAAAAAGCUUUGAGGAGGCUACUGGCUGGACAUAUGUCGCGGGAAUAUGGAGAGAAACGAUGCCACUUGGACUGUUGUGGCGCACAUUCAAGAAAGGCCAUCGGCCUUUUCAUUGGAGAGCACCGUCGUUCUCAUGGGCGUCUAUCACUUUUAACGAGCUUGGAGUGGGUCGGGGGAUAUAUCACGUUGGUCUGCAAACCCCGAUAGUUUCAGCAUCUGUCAUGGAAGUCAAAGUCUCGCCUAUAGGCAAGGAUCCUACGGGUCAGUUGAAGGGUGGAUACAUUGUCUUAUCAGGAACCUUGAUACAGGCAAUCAUUGGUCAUGUAGGAGUCGACGACAGGGCCUGGCACCAAGCUCUCCUCACGCCGUUAGGUAGAGAACGUGAAGAUUCAUAUCGCUUUGGCACCGACUUCAAUCUGACACAGUCAGGUCAUGUGGUAAAAAGUGGCGAAGCUGUGUUUUGUCUAGAAAUAGCUCAGGGGGAAGUUGAGUCUAAAGAAAUGAUAUGGUAUAUGGUAUUGGUAAAGAGAAACCUACGACCUUGGAAGUUCAAUGGCCACAGGUAUGACGGCGAAUUCGAGAGGAUAGGUCUCUUCACGGAAAUCAUUCCACAGGACCGAGUUGAUCGCAAGCCCUUUGAGGAAGCGUCACCAGAGUAUGCAGUUGAGCGCAACGCUGUAGUGAAAGUUAUCUGA